CCCGGCAGUGCGGCCCCGGCGCGGAGCUGGGAGCCUCGGCCAGCGCCCGGCGCCCGCGCCCCCGACCCGCAGCCAUGGUGCCCGGGGCGCCCCUGACCCUCUGCCUCUGGCUGGCGGCCUCCGGGGGAUGCCUGGCGGCCGGCUCUGGCGCGACGGCCGCCCGGCGGCUGGACGAGUCGCUGUCGGCCGGGAGCGUCCAGCGCGCCCGCUGCGCCUCCAGGUGCCUCAGCCUGCAGAUCACGCGCAUCUCCGCCUUCUUCCAGCACUUCCAGAACAACGGUUCCCUGGUUUGGUGCCAGAAUCACAAGCAAUGUUCUAAGUGCCUGGAGCCCUGCAAGGUGUCCUGGGACCUGCGGAAGCAGCAGUGCCAGAGCUUCUGUGAGCCUCUGUUCCCCAAGAAGAACUAUGAAUGCCUGACCAGCUGUGAGUUCCUCAAGUACAUCCUGUCGGUAAAGCAGGGGGAUUGCCCAGCUCCCGAGAAAGCCAGUGGCUUUGCCGCCGCCUGUGUCGAAAGCUGUGAAGCGGACAAUGAGUGCUCUGGGGUUAAGAAGUGUUGUUCCAAUGGAUGUGGACACACCUGCCAGGUGCCCAAGACUCUGUACAAAGGUGUCCCCCUGAAGCCCAGGGAGGAGUUACGAUUCACAGAACUGCAGUCCGGGCAGCUGGAGAUUAAGUGGUCCUCAAAAUUCAAUAUUUCAAUUGAGCCUGUGAUCUACGUGGUACAAAGAAGAUGGAAUUACGGAAUCCAUCCUAGUGAAGACGACGCCACGCAUUGGCAGACGGUAGCCCAGACCACGGAUGAGCGGGUCCAACUGACCGACGUACGGCCCAGCCGGUGGUACCAGUUCCGAGUGGCGGCCGUGAAUGUGCACGGGACCCGAGGCUUCACCGCCCCCAGCAAACACUUCCGCUCCUCCAGAGAUCCAUCGGCACCACCGGCCCCAGCCAACCUCCGGCUUGCAAACUCCACCAUCCACAGUGACGGAAGCGUGGCUGUGACGAUCGUUUGGGAUCUCCCCGAGGAACCAGACAUCCCAGUGCAUCACUACAAAGUGUUCUGGAGCUGGACGGUCAGCGGCAAGUCGCUGGUGCCAACGAAGAAGAGGAGGAGGAAGACCACGGGUGGGUCUCAGAAUUCUGUGACCCUCGAGCCGCUGCAGCCCAACUGCGUCUACACGGUGGAGCUGCAGGCUGUCACCUACUGGGGCCAGACGCGCCUCAAGAGCGCCAAGGCCUCCCUCCACUUCACGUCCACACACGCCGUCCACAACAAAGAACAACUUGGGAAAACUAGAAAAAGUGUGAUGCAAAUACAGCCUCCGUUUCAAAGACGACGGCCCACUCGCCUCCUGGAAAUCGGAGCUCCAUUCUAUCAAGACAACCAGCUGCAAGUGAAGGUGUACUGGAAAAAGACCGAAGAGCCCGGUGGCAGUCGGUAUCACGUGCAGUGGUUUCCAGAAGUCUGUGCCCACAACGAGUCUGCCGGGGCGGAGGCAUCCUCGGGCAUGACCCAGGAAAAUUACAUGAUUCUUCAAGAUCUGUCAUUUUCCUGCAAAUAUAAGGUGACCGUCCAACCCACACGGCCAAAGGGCCGCUUGAAAGCAGAAACCGUUUUCUUUACGACCCCGCCGUGCUCCGCUCUAAAGGGGAAAAGCCACAAGCACGUCAGCUGCCCCAGUGACGCAGGUCACGUUCAUUCCAAAGUGCACGCCAAGCCCGAGAACCUCUCGGCCUCCUUCGUGGUGCGGGACACGAACGUCACGGGGCGCUUCUCCUGGAAGACGAGCAAGGCCGCCGUCCAGCGGCCCGUGACCGGCUUCCACGUGACGUGGGCCGAGGCCACGACCGAGAGCAGGCAGAACGGCCUUCCCAACAGCAUCAUCUUGCAGUCCCAGAUCCUCCCGGCGGAUCGCUCCGUGCUCACGGUGCCAGGUCUGCGGCCGGCCACCCUCUACCGUCUGGAGGUGCAGGUGCUGACCGCGGGCGGGGAGGGACCCGCCACCAUCAGGACCUUCCGGACCCCCGACCUCCCGCCCUCGGCUGCACACAGACCCCACCUGAAACACCAUCAUUCACACCAUUACAAGCCUCCUCCAGAAAGAUACUGACCUGUUCCCGGAGACGCCUGAACCCCGAGCAAGCGUGUCAGCUCGCAGACCUUCGAGAACCAGCCGCGCCCGUUUACGGGAGCGCCAGGCCUUUCCCAUAGGACCUCCCGCCCCAUCUAACUUUACUGCACUAAACGCUUCUGUCUGUCUCGGACGCGCCUGGACACCAGGGACAAGUGGUGAGACGGUGGAGGUGGACACAGUUUCCUGUGAGAAUGGAGAAUACGAAGGCCAGGCCUGUUUCACUGCAAAAAUCUGUUUCCAUAUAUGGUUUAGCUAUAAUCUCAAGUGAAUUACUGCAGAUCUGAGACUUCCCUGAAUUUAGAGCAGCAAAUUCUCAAGAGAAACCGGCGUAACAAACACACAAUUUAUACACGUAAUAAGCAUACACAUAGUAACUAAGCAUCAAGUUACUCAAUAAACAUUUUGAAAUUAAA
Molecule: messenger RNA, 2545 nt
Organism: Balaenoptera ricei (Rice's whale)
Lineage: Eukaryota; Metazoa; Chordata; Mammalia; Artiodactyla; Balaenopteridae
Gene: ANOS1
Product: anosmin 1
Exons: 14
Coding region: 75-2108 (677 amino acids)
Biological process (GO): neuron differentiation
Cellular component (GO): cell surface; extracellular region
Molecular function (GO): peptidase inhibitor activity; protein binding
Source: RefSeq, a predicted model, not a curated record